CUAUUGGUCACAAUUCUCUGACGUCACAAUCAGAGCGAAGAAACUUUUCUCUCUUACUCCAACUGUUCUUUUCUCUUCAUAAGAAAGAUGUGUGACUUUUGCAACGGACCUUACUAAAAUAUUCUGUGUCGUUCAUAUACUUUUGUCAUUAGUAAAGAAAAAAAUGCUUCUAUGGAUAUUAUUAGGAAAUUUUAUUACAUGUGCUCUCUCUUGUGGAUACCCGGGUAACCCGUCGCAUUCAACGGUUACAUUCAAUACUGAAACAAUAGGUACGGGAACACUCGCUACCUACAGGUGUGAUCCAGGAUUCGAUCUCUUGGGUCCUCUUAGAAGACUCUGCUUCGAGAAUGGAACGUGGAUACCUGUCGGUUUACCGGUCUGCGUUAUGAAUGUAGCCUCCGGAAAAGCUGCCAUGCAGUCUUCAAUCGUUGCCAAAGGAGUACCACAAAAAGCUGUCGAUGGAAUCACAAGUCGAUCGUAUGAUGCCACUACCUGUACACAUACAGAGUCGGAAGCAACACCAUGGUGGUACGUUAACCUGCUGGAACCAUUUUUAGUUCAACUAGUUAGAGUUGACUUUGGAAGAUCUUGCUGUGCCAACAAUCAACACGCAACUGUUAUCGUAAGGGUGGGCAAUAACAGGCCAGAUCUGCGUGCAAAUCCUAUAUGCAACAGGUUUUCAGGCAAAAUAGAAGAGGGACGUCCUUUAUUCUUCCCCUGCACAUCAACGGUUACAGGAGCAUUCGUGAGUGUUCACGUGGAGACAGCUGCACCGUUUACUUUGUCCAUUUGUGAAGCCUUUGUAUACACUGACCAAGUUGUACCAGUAGAAAGAUGUCCCGUUUUCGAUGAAGAUCCAUCAACAGUUGCCACCUAUAACGGGAAAUGUUACCUUUUCUACAACAACAAUCCAAGGACAUUGGAAAGUGCCACUAAGUUUUGCUCAAAACAGGGUGGUUCCCUCAUCCACGAAACAAGUCCUGCCCUCCAAGGAUUUUUAAGUUGGGAACUCUACAAAUUAAACAGAAAAAAUCCCAAUUCAGAUUAUUGGAAUGGAUUAAUACGGAAACCAGACUCAAAUAAAUGGACCUGGAUCGAUGGGAAAGACGUGAGUAUAUCCUUCUGGAGUAUACCUCCGAAAGAAGAUAAUUGUUCACGGUUCGACGGAAAGAAUGGAUGGUUGUGGUCUGAUACAGAAUGCGAUAAUGAACUCAACUACAUCUGUGAACAUAGGCCAUCAAACUGUGGAAAACCUGAGAGACCCGUUAAUUCCACCCUAUUGAUGAGAUCCAACAAUGUAGGAGCUGAAAUUGAAUAUCAGUGCAAUCCCGGACAUUUGCUCUUAGGUCCCAGCUCGAGAACCUGCAUGCCAUCAGGUUUCUUCAGUGAAUUCGCACCCAAAUGUACAUACCUAGAAUGUGGAUUUCCCGUCAAUAUUGCCAAUGGUGGAUACACCCUCAUUAAUGGAACAAAACAUCUGCAAAGUACGGUGCAAUAUUUCUGUCAGGAAUCUUUCAUACUCGUUGGUGAAUCUGAGCUCAUGUGUGAUGCAGACAGAAAAUGGAAUGGACCACCACCAAGAUGCGACCCACUAUUAUGCCACAACCCACCUUCCAUUUCUCACGCUAAUGUUACAGUCACAGUUAAUACAACAGUACCGGGAACCACUGCCGAAUAUGAAUGUGAAGAAAAUUUCAAAUUAAUUGGUAACAAAAUCAUUUCCUGCGAUUCAACUGGUUUUUGGGAAUCAGAACCACCAACAUGCGAACUGGAUAAAGAGAAGCUGUACAACGCUAGAGUCGGAUCCAAAAGCAAAAAAGAUCGAGCAUCCAUAGCAGCCAGACUGAAUAUGGGUGGCAUCAUCGCUUUAGGAAUCUUUGGUGGUUUUGUCUUUUUGGCUGUAAUAGUUUCCAUUGUAGUGAUCAUUGUUAGAAGAAAUUCCAACAGCCAAGAUUCGUUGGAUUCUCUCAGCACUUAUGACAGUCAAGGCAGCAGAGAGAAGCUUUACCAAAGACAAAUGUGGCCAGGACAUCCAAGCAAUAUGCAGGCCGAAUUGUCUCAACUUCCAGAAGAGAAACAACGGCGGAAAACUAGCGGCGAAAGAUUGAGAGAUGCCACAAAUGCCCAGUAUCAUCAACACAGGCACCAUCAUGGCGGCUCUAAUAGAAACAGUGACGUCAGCUUAGAAACAACAGCAUCCACCUCAAGAUGGUGCAAACAGCAUGAGAAACGCACAGGAUACUGAAGUGGAUCGACUAAUACUAAAAAUAGUUACUGUGCAAUAACAAGAGGAUGAUGUAGGUCAGGUGACAAGGAACUAUUUAAAUGUUCAGAUAAACUAUUUAUGAGUCAUCUGUGAUAGAUUAUAUUGUUAAAAGAUUUUAUUUAUGAUUGGAUCUGACUUAUAAUUGAUACAUGAUUAUGUAUGAAAGUUAUGAAAACUGGAUGAAAUAUACUUAUUGCCAGUGUUUGAAAUAGAAAUACACAUAUGUAGAAAAGAAUAAUUUGUUUACAUCAGAAAUUCUAAAUACCAGCGUUGAAUGGAUAUUUAAUGUUAAAAAAAAUAGAUCAAAUUGAAAAAAAAUUUUCAAGCAUAAAAAAUUUUGACAUUAAUUUCUAAUACUAUUAUAUUUAUUAACAUGCACAAAUUGUUCCAAAAUUCUUAACAAUUAGUUGUUAUAAAAACUGAGUAUAUUCUAUGCUUACUACUUCAUUUAAAAAUUAUUUAUUUUAAUAAGAGAAAUAGCACAGCAAAAACUUUUGAAGAACUGUGACUUAAAUAAGAGAAACAUGCUUUGUUUCAUAAUGCACAUAAGGCAUUCCAUUAAUAGAAUUAAUUAAAUUUAUAUAUAUUUUUUUACAACAAAUUAUUUUUGCAGUUGUUUAGAUUGUCAAUUGCGCUGCAAUCAAAAGUUUUUAUCUUCGCACUUGAAGGAACGUAUUCUCUCAAUUUAUAAACUAAUCCUAAUUCUUAUUUUAAGUAAUAACCAAGGUUUUAAAAUACUCAAAAUUUUGACUAGAAGCAUUUGAGAAUUGAAGAAAACCUAUUGAUAAGAGCAAAGUUCAUUACUUUCUGCAAAAUCUACAGAAAGAACUGAAAAGCAAAACAUAAAUUAUGGUUUAUAAAAAAGAAAAAGUUGAAACUAUGACACUUUUAUACCAGUUCAUUGUGAAUAAAUGUACAUUGUGAAUAUAUGUGACGUAAAAUUCAUUUAUAUAUGUAUGCAUGACAUAUCUGUUUAGUGUUCAUUAAUUUGUUUUAUUUAAUGUAAAUAAAUUAAUAUUAUUUAGUUUU
This is a messenger RNA of Parasteatoda tepidariorum (common house spider), 3295 nucleotides long. Its product is annotated as CUB and sushi domain-containing protein 2. NCBI's taxonomy places the organism in Eukaryota, Metazoa, Arthropoda, Arachnida, Araneae, Theridiidae. The record is from RefSeq and is a predicted model, not a curated record.